GGUUCGUGCGGGAGCAGGUCAGCUGGUUCGGGUAGUUUACUGCCGAAGUUAGCUUCGCGUUAGAGCCGCAUUUACCUUUAGAAAUGCGUUUCAAAUUUCCUUUUCGCCCCGACUUCCAGUCUGCCAUCUAAAGGCGGAGCAGCCCAUGCUGGCUAGGCGGGAGAAGUGCGUUUUAUCCGGCUAGCGAGUAAAGAUUUGUUCCCGAGCAUCCUGCUAGCUUUGCAGCUAAAUUAGCAAUACAUACCAGAGAGGAGGGAGGUGAGAACCAGAGACGCCAACCAUGGCAGGUGGAAUUACAGACACAGGGGAGCCCUACUCCCCAUUUGUGGGGCUGGUGUAUAUGUUCAACCUGAUUGUGGGAACUGGAGCUCUGACGAUGCCCAAAGCCUUCGCUCAAGCUGGGUGGGUGGUCAGCUUAGCGCUCAUCACCUUUUUAGGAUUUAUGAGCUACAUGACCACCACUUUCGUGAUCGAGGCGAUGGCAGCCGCCAACGCUCAGCUGCGCUGGAAGAGGAGAGAGCAGGAAGAGGUUAACGAGAGCGACUCCACAUCCGAGUAUUCAGACGACGACGACGUCAUGUGUCGGGGUCGAUCGGAGCCGGAGACGAGGCCCAUCUUGUCUGUUCGUGAGUGUCAGAGAGCGGGUCACGUUGAUCAUUUUGACAUCGUGGAGCGGGUGGAGAUGGGUCAGAUGGCCUCCAUGUUCUUCAACAAAGUUGGCGUCAAUAUGUUCUACAUCUGCAUCAUAGUCUAUCUUUAUGGAGACCUGGCCAUCUACGCAGCGGCUGUGCCGAUAUCGCUGAUGGAAGUUGCCUGCGGGAACCACUCCUGCAGCGCGGGAAGUGUGAAGUACAAUGACACAGAUCCGUGCUGGGGCCCUGUCACGAGGAAAGAUGCGUACCGGGUGUUUCUGAGCGUUUUCACCGUUUUGUUGGGUCCAUUCACCUUCUUCAACGCUCAGAAGACCAAGUAUCUUCAGAUUCUCACCUCACUCAUGCGCUGGAUUGCUUUCACCAUGAUGAUCAUCUUGGCUGUAAUCCGCAUCGGUAAAGACCACGGUGCGGGCCACCCGCCUGUCGCCUCCCUGUCUGGGGUUCCCAACCUGUUCGGGGUGUGUGUCUACUCCUUCAUGUGCCAACACUCCCUGCCUUCCUUGGUGACGCCCAUCUCCAACAAGAAACGCGUUGGCUCCCUGGUGCUUUUUGACUACAUCCUCAUCCUUGGCUUCUACGUGCUGCUCUCAUUCACCGCCAUCUUCUGCUUCGAUAGCUCGCUGCUGUAUGACAUGUACACCCUGAACUUCACGGACAACUGCGACGUGUUAGACAUCCCAGUACUGCGCUACUUCCUCGGCCUGUUCCCCGUUUUCACCAUCAGCACCAACUUCCCCAUCAUUGCCGUCACACUUCGCAACAACUGGAAGACCCUGUUCCACCGGGAUGGAGGCACCUACCCGUGGGUGGUGGACAGAAUCGUAUUUCCCCUUAUUACUCUCGUGCCCCCCAUCGUGGUCGCCUUCUGCACCCACAACUUGGAGUCCCUGGUGGGAAUCACAGGAUCCUAUGCGGGCACAGGGAUCCAGUACAUUGUUCCAGCCUUCCUCGUUUAUUACGCCAGGCGCCAUCUGGAGCCCGUGAUGGGCAGAGAUGCCAUCAACAAACAUCAGUCUCCCUUCCGUCACAGCUUUUGGGUGUGGUUUGUUUUGCUGUGGGCUGCCUCCUGCCUCAUGUUUGUCACAGCUAACAUCAUCCUGACUGACACCAAGAAAUGAGAACUCUGUGUGGCCAGUUUGUGGUUCCUGUACAGGAAGCCUUAUUACUGCUGGUUGGGCAGUGUGCCUUUCUCUUGAACUUUUGUUGCAUAAAUUAAAUGUAAUUAAGAGUAAUUUAUCAAAUAUUUUUGGAAAAGGGACCAAAUGUCACGUGUUCUAUGUUCCACAGAACAAAAGUUGGGAUAAUGCAUGACAGUUAAAGGGAAUUUAUUAGUAGAAUUUUUUUGUCAAUAAACACCAGACAGUCUGAGUUUUUCCACAAGGUUUUGCACUUUAAAAAUAUAUCCAGCGGGUUUAUAGUCAUCAGAGAGCUGAGGCCCAGUGAUCUGUAGAAAUUUGUUCACGCGUGAGUCGGCAGAAAUGGUUGUUUAAAGAAGAGAAAGAGGUUUAUACCUACUUUCCCACAAAAUUGUCACCGUAACCACCUCCAGUUCCAACGCUCGGCAGCUUCGUUUAAAGCAAACUUAUGGCUUCAGGUCAGAGUUGGGUAGCAUUACUUUUAGAACAACAAUACAGGCAAUAAAAAAAUAAUCCUUUUUGUUACAAUGUGAGAAAAUGUAACUUUUUAGAGUACCAGAAAUAGACAUCCGUUUUCAGUUAGCUUGCUUGUAUUGUCUGGAGGACGUGUAGCCUGUUUCCCUCUGACUUUACUUUAUCGCAUAGCGAGUUGGUUUUGGCCGAUUCUCCUCCUCAGCGGGCUCCCCGUCAGAGUCGUCCAGCUGCACUUGUGCUCCUGAAGUAGCAGCUGACAAAACCACAAUGUAAAGGUCAUCCGCUCUGUCAUCACACUGCCAGUCUGUGAAGCUGUGUGCCAACCGUAGACUCAAGUGGACGUUAAAGGAACUUUAGCCUCGGAGGCUGCUCUUCAGUGCCGACAACUCAGGAGGGAGACAAAACGUGUCUUCUUGAUCUGCAGCGACAUAUGCUCUAAUUGCUAUAUGGUAAUCUGAGUCCUCUGAUAUGCUACUUUAGAGCUCUAAGGGCUGUUCUCAAAGUUUGCCUCAUUCAUAUUCCAAACUGCAGGAAAGAUCCGACGGACCUCGAGGGCAGAAUGUUCCAGCAAAAAUAUAUUAAAGCGAGCGGAAGAGCAGACAUGAAAAAGAGCCUGUCACAUUCAGACUCGUGCGCUGUUGCAAAACUUCGUAAUGAGAUUGGAACAGGAACCAACAGGAGAAGAAAAACGAAUGGAUCGGGGACGAUCGCUCUUUCAUGUUUGACGUGCAUCCAUUCCUCAGCGGCGGCUGCCUCCGAUCUCCUCGUCUCCCCCUCGUGAACAAUGAAGCUCCGUCCGUGACAGAUCCACUGACAGAUAGGCUUCCAGGAGGAGCUCCAUCUCUGUUUAUCACCUGACACUCGUGUAGUUCACACACAGGGCAUGUCUUCCCAUCUUCUUCUACUCAGCACCCAUUCAUGACUCUGUCAGCCUCGUGCUGUAUCCAUCACACAGCCACACCUGACAGGGUAAUGGAGAUCUACAGGGCCUCAGCUCCGGCUGUGACGAAGGCAUCUGUGGCCAAAAGUGAAGGGAGCCAACUACACAGCUUCAUAAAGUGCACACUGUACUGUAAAGUCUAGUGAUGCUGACUUCACUGGCACUUGGCAGCUUCAUCCAAACAGCAUUCUCGCCCAUAGGCUUCCGCCUUUGACCUGUUUCAUGGUUCUGUCUUUGGGAUUUUCAUAUUAUAGUGGAAACACUUCAGUUUACCUGAAGAGCAACAGCAACAACAAAAACCUCUUCAUGCAAUCAUUUGCCUCCCACCAGGUGAGGUUGAGGGUGUUAGACUAAAUUUAGGUGCAACCACUGGACAACCACCCACUUUCCCAAAAGGAGGUUGCUGUCCUGUUUGUACUGUGGGAGGUGCAUUUCUGCUCGGCUGACGUAGUUUGGUUCAUCCAUCCGUUUUCUACCACUUACCUGGGCUGUGGGGUCACAGAGACAGCCGUUUUCAUGCACUCCUCAGCCACCUCUUUCAGACUUCUCAACCCUCCUGGGUUCUGGGUGUUCUCCAGGGUCUCCUCCCUGUUGGACUCAGGAUGAGCUCAGACACACUUCAGAAGAGGCUCAUUUCCAUUGCUUUUAUCCAUGACCUCCUAUCUUAGUCUGUACCCAGAGCUCGGGGCUCUAGAUGGAGAUGUAGUUUGACCAGAACACUGACUGUGCAGCGUCACCGCACAUGCUGUGCAGUUUAACAGCUCUAGGUUCACUGCUUUAUACACAAAACUAACUAAUCUUUAAGUAAACUAAAGUUACAGAUUAGCUCUUCUUCCCUUUAUGCAGAGAUGUUUGGGUAACACCGGAGUCUUUCUCAAAUUAAGUCUUUGGCCAUUUUUCUUAAGCCGUUAUUUAAAUAAAUUUAAUUUCAGUGGAUCCAGGUCACCAUUAAACCCGCAUAUGUAGUCACAGGUCAGGUUUAAUAAAAUCCAUCUAAAGGUUAUCCUCUACUACCACCAUCUAAGGAUUCUUAGGGCCGAUGUCUGAGGCUCUACACCCUGAAGUGAGAGUGGAGAGUGAGGACACAGUGAGGCUGUACUUACUGGUGAACCCCUUACUGGUAAUCUGUGAGGAAACACAAGGAAAAUUCUGGGUUUCAAAUGGGAAAACCCAAAGAAACCGAAGGUGUUUCAUCCAAGCUCUGCAGCAGUUAACUUCCUGUGAGAACACAAAUGUCCCAGUCGGCCAGAUUGGACCUCCCACCCUCUGUAAGGAUGUCCGGUGCUGAAGUAGGAGUGCGUUAUCUGGAGUUCCUGCACAUUUUCCCCAGUUCAUGAGUGAAAACAGCUUUCUGAGGGAUUCUGAUCUUUGUCUUUUAGUCUCCACUUUGUCUACACCAUAUUUACAUUUUCUUACCUUGUUAUUGUUUACUUUAAGUCAUCAUAUAUGGGAAUAAACAUCCAGGUUUUGGUUUACAUAUCUUUAGGCUGCUUUUUGGUUAAGGUCAGCAUGCGUCUGCACAGAGAUGAGUCAAAGCAGCAAAGAUAUCCAGACUUUCAAAGUCCAGUUAAAGUUCCUGCAGUAUUGUGUACCGUAUACAGCGGGCUCCUCUGAACAAAUGAUUGCACGAGGCUCUGUAGGAAAGUCUUUUCUUCAGGGGCUUAAUUGCUGCUGUUCUCAGUUUGUAGUAGAAUUGAAAUGCCGCUUCAGCUGUGGUCAAUUUAAAUGCAAACACAGUUCGAGGGUGUUUCUCGGGUUCAGUGGGUUGCGGAGCCGUUCGAAAGGCGCCGCAGCUUUUUCAUCAACUGCUGUAAUGCAGUUUAAAUUGAAAGGUAAUGUGCUGUGACUCGAGUGUUUUUUAAGGCACUGCGGCUGCAAGACCGGCGCUCAUGCAUCGCAGCGAAGGUUACGGAGGUGAUGCUGGCUGUGUCGUCAGCAGAACGCGUCGGCCUUUAACAAGACUGAUUGUCAAUAAUCUCAUUUAUUACAAAUAUUGGCGGUUUGUCUCGGUGUAAUACCGACCAGCUUCUGUGUGGUUUGAGUGAGGAUGAAUCGUUUUUAUAAGCUGAAGGGAAACAAUUGAAUGGAAAAAAUACAAACAUUUGAACCCUGAAAAGAUAUUUAAUAUUUAACCUGAAGGCAGAGCUCAACGUGUAUGCGUGUGAGUGAUUAGAUAGCAGAUGUGUUAACGUUCUCGUGACUCAUCAGGAGUUGUGAAAUGUGCCUUUUUUUUUUGCCCUAAACUUCCUUCUCUUAUCUUCUGUAAAGCAGCUUGCCAGACAUGUGCAUGUAAUCCAUUUCUUUAAAAAUGACAAUCUGUGUUUGCCAAAAAAACAUUUAUAAUCCUUGUUUUUCUUUGUGUUCUUUUUUCCUGUUUGUUCCAUAAGUUUACCCUCGUGUUUCAGAGGAUUCUGGUUCUGGUUUCUGUUUACAGAUGUUUGGCUGUAAUGUUUCCUGCUUUAAUGGAUGUUCUGUUUCCUUUUUUUAAUGAGUCACAAAAAUUUAAUAAAAUAAACGAUUUGUGUUCAUCUGAA
This is a messenger RNA of Archocentrus centrarchus (flier cichlid), 5737 nucleotides long. RefSeq names its product transmembrane protein 104 (gene slc38a12). The record is from RefSeq and is a predicted model, not a curated record. The coding region runs from base 281 to 1771 and encodes 496 amino acids. Lineage: Eukaryota; Metazoa; Chordata; Actinopteri; Cichliformes; Cichlidae. The transcript is spliced from 10 exons.